AUGGCUAGAACAUUUUUUGUUGGUGGUAACUUUAAGUUAAACGGAUCCAAGCAAUCCAUUAAGGAGAUUGUGGAGAGAUUGAACACGGCUUCAAUUGCAGAGAACGUUGAGGUUGUUAUCUGUCCACCUGCUCCAUACUUGGACUAUGCAUCUUCGUUAUUGUCCAAAAGCCAAGUUUCUGUGGGUGCACAGAACGCGUACUUGAAGGCUUCUGGUGCGUACACUGGUGAGAACUCUGUGGAGCAAAUCCGUGAGGUUGGUGCCAAGUGGGUGAUUUUGGGGCACUCCGAAAGAAGAACUUACUUCAAGGAGGACGAUGUCUUGGUUGCAGACAAGACUAAGUUUGCCCUAGAACAAGACGUUGGCGUGAUCUUGUGUAUUGGUGAGACUUUGGAAGAAAAGAAGGCUGGUGUGACUUUGGAUGUUGUCAAGAGACAAUUGAAGGCUGUUUUGGACAAGGUUUCCGACUGGCGCAACAUCGUGAUCGCUUAUGAACCAGUCUGGGCUAUUGGGACCGGGUUAGCUGCUACUGCAGACGACGCCCAGGAUAUCCACCACUCCAUCAGAGAAUUCUUGGCUGAACAGUUGUCGCGUGAAGCUGCAGACAAGAUCAGAAUCCUAUACGGUGGUUCUGCUAAUGGAUCGAACGCUGCCUCUUUCAAGGACAAGGCCGAUGUCGAUGGGUUCUUGGUUGGUGGUGCGUCUUUGAAACCAGAAUUCGUGGACAUCGUCAACUCCAGACAAUGA
Messenger RNA from Eremothecium cymbalariae DBVPG#7215, 747 nucleotides. RefSeq names its product triose-phosphate isomerase TPI1 (gene TPI1). The transcript has a single exon. Bases 1 to 747 code for a protein of 248 amino acids. Gene Ontology annotation, biological process: gluconeogenesis; glycerol catabolic process; glycolytic process. Gene Ontology annotation, molecular function: triose-phosphate isomerase activity. Gene Ontology annotation, cellular component: cytosol. NCBI's taxonomy places the organism in Eukaryota, Fungi, Ascomycota, Saccharomycetes, Saccharomycetales, Saccharomycetaceae. The record is from RefSeq and is a predicted model, not a curated record.